Xyrichtys novacula (pearly razorfish) is the source of this 11162-nucleotide messenger RNA. The record is from the annotation of a GenBank genome assembly. Lineage: Eukaryota; Metazoa; Chordata; Actinopteri; Labriformes; Labridae.
AUGGAAGGCGUGAGUGUGUGUGUGUGUGUGUGUAUUUGUGUAUGUGUGUGUUUCGUCUUCCUGCCUCUUUAACUCCACCCCCUCGUCACCCCUCUCCUCUCCCCAGGGUCUGAUGCACAGCAGUGGACCUGUGGGCCGACACAGACAGCUGCUGUUGGUGCUGGAGGGAGAGCUCUACCUGAUCCCCUUUGCCUUGCUCAAGGGCAGCUCCUCGAAUGAGUACCUGUAUGAAAGGUUCAGCCUCAUCUCUGUACCGUCUUUAGCCAGCCUGUGGGCCGCCAUCAAGGUAUUCAAAGAUGUUCAUCUUUAACUGGGGGGUCUCUGAAGUCCCACAAAGCCUAACCCUCGGUUCCUGUUAAUUUUAAGCUCUAUCCAGCCUACUUUGUCCCCAAAACGGACAUGCAGAUAAGUGUUAAUAAAAUAAUUAUUUUUAAACAUUUUUUCUAGCUUUUUUUGACUCUUAAACAACUUCAGCCCUGAUCAUUAAAAAAAUAAUGAUUAGAAAAUUGGAUGUAUUUUCACUUCCUUUUCUCUAGCCUCAUCCUCUACCAAAUCAAAUGCAAUCGAAUUCAUUUGUUCAUAUUGAAUUAAUUUUAUAUAUUGGCAUAUAAAAUCAGAAAAUAUAUGUAAGAUAGGAAUCAUUUACAAGUGGUUAUCCACCUCUAACCAAAAUAUGACCGCAAUUACGCUGAUUGUGCGCAUAUAAAAAAUAAUAUUUGAGAUGUGAUAUCCUCUCACUUAAUGAUCCGAAGGACCUGUUCAUCCUCAUGCAUGUCCAUGUACUUGCUCCAAAGUGAGGGCAAAGUUGACAUUGUCUAAAUGUCCCCCUCUCUUUGUCCCAUGCUGCAGAACUUGGACAUCGGAUUUUUGACCGUAAAAACUCUUCUCACUGCAUGCCCGGUUAUAAACAUGGACGCAGAUUCGCACCUGUGCACACACGCAGGAGCACACAAACUUUUCCUUACACACAUAUCCCACUCUUACACAUCCAUAUCUAGUGGCAUGUAAAGUUUCAUUCAUUUCUGAUGAUGUUCAGUGGAUCAAAUAGCACUUCAAACACUCUCAGUUCAUAAAUGAAGAAUUACGUAAGCGGCACUAAAGGGGUUAAAAUUACGCGCUGGCUCAAUCUGUUGUAUCGCUGUUGAAAAGUAAAACAGUCAAAAAACUUGUUUUUAAUGGAAGUCUAUUGGCCGGUUUACAGAUAGAGGAGGGUGGAUGGAGCUAAAAUGUGUCAACGUAGAACUACACGUGACACUGAGUUAUUUAUUUAUUUAUUUAUUUUUAUAUGAAGAAAAAUAAGAACUCUCACCAAAUCUGAUGCCCCAAUCUUAAAAAAUGUGACUGUCAGCUCACAAAUGGGCAUAGUAGGAACCGAGGGUUAAGUACCUCUGAUAGAUUUAGGCUUCAUUCAAACUCCAUGUCUGUUUGAGAAGCCACCUUCUGUCUGUCGAACCCACAGCCUCACUCUCGCCGCGGCGGCCCCUUGCUCUGCUCUGAUGGAGGUUCAGUAGCUGCGGUUGUCGGUGCCCCUCGCCUGCCCCCCUCUGUGAUGGACCGCUGGCUGUGGGGCCCCUUACCCUCGGCUCAGGAGGAGACCUUGUGGUUGGGAGAGCAGCUGGGGUGUCAUCCCCUAAAUGGAGCGAACGCCACAAAGGAGCGCGUGCUCUCAGCUCUGGGUCAGGCCGAGUGCGUCCACUUUGCGACUCAUAUAUCCUGGAAGCUCGCCGCUCUGGUUCUCGCUCCUGGUCAGGAGCACCCAGGAGGAGGAGGAGGAGGAGGGCGACCCAGAGAGAAGUCACCAUGUGAUGCAUCAGGUGACCCCGGAGGUCAGAGCGGGAGAGUCAGAGGUUCAUUUUCCAGGAGCCGGAGCAGCCCGGGAAGACUCCGAGGAGCAGAGGAGACCAGCGAGGACGGGGAGAGUGUGUGUGACGUGGAGAGUGUGUGUGACAGUCCUCCUCUUCAUGACUUCCUACUGACCGCCGCAGACAUCCUGGACCUGUGCCUGAGCGUCAAACUGGUGGUUCUGAGGUACACACUUCAAACAGAUCCAAAUAAACCUCCUCACUUUGGUUCGAUGUUCUGGGCUGACCCGUCUCUUCUCCUCUCCUCAGGUCCUACCCCGAGUCCAGCAGCAGGGUGUCAGCAGACGGGGUGGUGGGUCUGACCCGGGCCUUCCUGGCAGCAGGGGUCCAGUGUGUGUGUGUCUCUCUGUGGCCUGUUCCUGUUGCCGCCUCCAAACUCUUCACACACACCUUCUACACGGCGCUCCUCAACGGGACCAAGGCCAGCGCCGCUCUGACCGAGGCCAUGAAGACUCUGCAGAGCAGCAAGCACUUCUCACACCCCUCCAACUGGGCCGGUGGGUGGACAGAACCACACAUCUACACAGAGAUGAGAGAUGAGAUUUGUCCAGAUGAGAUUAUUUGAGAUUUGAUGAGAUGAGAUGAGAUUAAAUUAGAUUAGAUUAGAUUAGACUAGGUUAGAUCACAUUAGAUUAGAUUAAUUGAGUGAGAUUGAACUAGAUAAAACCAGAUUAAAUAAAAUGAGAUUUGAUUAGAUGAGUUAGAAUUAUAUAAGAUUAGAUAAAAUGAAAUUUGGCGAGAUGAGUUCAGAUUAGAUUAGAUUAGGCUAGAUUAGAUAAAAUCAAAUUAGAUUUCAUGAGAUUAAAUUCGAUUAGACUAGAUUAGAUAAGAUUAAAUGAGAUGAGAUUUGAUUAGAUGAGUUGAGAUAAGAUUAGAUUAGAUUAGAUUAGAUUAGAUUAGAUACAUUUAGAUUAAAUUAGAUUUGAUGAGAUUAGAUGAAAUUAGACUAGAUUAGAUCAGAUUAAAUGACAUGAGAUUAGAUUAGAUUGGAUUCGAUUAGAGUUUAUUAGGCUAGAUUAGAUUAGAUAAAAUUAAAUUAGAUUUGACUAGAUUAGAUCAGAUUAAAUGAGAUGAGAUAAGAUUAGAUUAGAUUAGAUUAGAUUAGAUUAGAUUAGAUAAAUGUUGAUUAGAUUAUAUGACAUUAGAUUAGAUGAGACAAAAUGAGAUGAGGUCAGAUUAGACUAGAUUAGAUCAGAUGAGAUGAGAUAAAAUAAAAUGAGACUAGAUUAAAUUAGAUUAAAUUAGAUGAAAUGAGAUGAGAUAAAAUGAGACUAGAUUAGAUCAGAUUAAAUGAGAUUAGAGUUGAUUAGAUUAGAUGAGACUAGAUUAAAUUACAUGAGAUGAGAUAAAAUAAAAUGAAACUAGAUUAAAUUAGAUGAGGUUAGAUUAGACUAGAUUAUAUUAUAUUAGAUGAGAUAAAAUGAGAUUAGAUUAGAUUAGAUUAGAUUAGAUACUGUAUUUAUCGUUUUGGGAAGGUUUCCCCUCAGUAAACACCUUUAGGUGUUCUUAUUUUCUGACAAACUUCCUUUUUUAUUUAUCUAUAUUCUUAUUUAUCUAUAUUUAUUUUAGAUGCUUUUUUAAACAGAAACAGUCAUAACUUUACUUUAAAUGCAGAAUUCUUCCUUCAAAAUAUGAGAAAAAACUGAAGGUUAUCGUGAUCGUGAAAGGUUGACCCGCUCUCACAGGGUCUCAGAUUUCUUUUAAAACUCUCAUUUUUCAGUUUUCAUCAGUUUUGUGUUUGUUUUUGUGUGUUUUUUUUCUUCUGGUUUAGGUUACAUGCUGAUUGGCAGUGAUGUGAAGCUGAACAGCCCGAUGUCUUUGGUGGGUCAGGCCCUGGCGGAGAUCCUUCAGUUUCCAGAGAGAGCCAGAGAUGCUCUCAGAGUGCUGCUACACCUGGUGAGACACCUCCACACCUCUUUACCAUGUCUUUGUUUUUUAAGACAUAAUUAAAAAUGGUAAAUCAUUUUUAAUGUGUGUUUCUGUCGGUGUCCUCCUUUUCAUCUGUGCCUCUGACUCUCUGCAGGUGGAGAAGUCUUUACAGCGGAUUCAGAGCGGUCAGUGUAACCCCAUGUACACCUCUCAGCAGAGCGUGGAGAACAAGGUCUGCCUGAUCCUGGCCCUCUUUGUCUUUAAAUGUCACCCUCUGAGUCUCUUCCCCUCAUGUCCUCGUGUCCUCCUCUCUCCUCUGGGUGCAGGUCGGCGGGGUGCCCGGAUGGCAGGCACUCCUGUCUGCGGUGGGUUUCCGUUUGGAUUCCUCUGGUGGCGGUGGCGGUCUCCCUGCGGCAGUUUUCUUCCCCACGUCAGACCCCGGAGACCGUCUGCAGCAGUGCAGCACCACUCUACAGUCUCUGCUCGGUACCUCAGAGUCUGCAUGGUUUUAAAUGUCUCAGAUGUCAAUCACAGCAACCUGAUUAAACCCUUUAUGUUUGAUUUCUUAUCAAUAAAAGUCAAUUUCUCUCUAGACUAAUAACGAGGUAUCUACCUCCAGAAUUAAUGAUGGUUUUCACAGAUUUUCACUCUAAUGUCUCUUUUUUAUCUCCAGGUCUGUCUCCUGCAGCUCUGCAGGCUUUGUGUAAACUGGUCACAGCGUCUGAGGCUGGAGAACAGCUCAUCCAUAAGGUACUGAAUGAUAUAAGUGGAACAAACACUCAGAUCCUUCUCUUUAGGUGUCCCUGAACCGUCUUAUAAUAAACUCACAGGUGUAAGACUUUUAGGAUAGAUGUUGAAGUAGAUAGUGAGGACAGAGAGAGUAAAUGCUAAAAACCUGUGUGAGCACAGGUAAAAAGUCUGGACACACCUGAAAGGUUAAAAAGGAGGAUCUGUCAGGCUGUUAAGUUUGUGAAUCAAAAUAUUAAUGGAAAACACAAGUGAGUUUUCUGAACUUUAACUUUUGUACCGGAAAGGCUUUAAAAAGGCGACUCAUACCGGCAGGUCAGCUGGAGCGUAACACGUAUGAGUGAAAUACAUGAAGUAUGUAAAAUUUGAAGGAUAUUUGCACCACAAAUUGUAGUUGCAGACGGGGAGGACUGGUCUGUCUUUAUGUGGAAACAAACAACAACUAAAACUAUGUACUUUGAUAAGACUCACUGGGUUUUUAUAAAGGCGUUAUAACAAAUAAAAAUCUAAAGUCAAAUUUCUUGAUGGAUCUACACGUCUGUAAACAUCGGUAAAUGUUUAGAUUAGCGACUCUUUCUCUUUCCCUCUCUAUCUCAGGUUGGUAUAAAAUAAAGUUUAUUAUAACUCGACAUUUUUGGACUUUUAUUUCUAAUUUUGAUAAAUCUGAAACACAGAGACAGAAUCAGUUUUUUUCAUUUCAGAUCAGAAGCCAUGACAGGAAACCACUCAUUAAUCAUUAACCACACUCUGUAUAGUGGGUUUGCAUUAUAUCUCCAGCAUAAAUAAUUCAAUAUAUGAAGUAAUUAUUAAUUGCAGCCUUCAAAGAAAUGCAUGGAGAUGGUUGCUCUAUGAAAAUGUUUGGGAGUAGAAGUUUUAACGUUGCAGAAACAGGAAAUGAAACUCUAAAAAGUCGUUCUUCAGUUCAGUAUGAGAGUAGCGACUCCGCCCACCGCUGGUUUGUGUUGGUGUUUUCACCUCGGCGUGAUGCACGUGUGUUGUAGCGAUCACCUGUUGUCCAGGUGUAUCUGACAUGACCAUGGUCUCGUUUUCAUGCUGCACUUACUGAGGUUUAUCCUCAGGUGAUAGAGACCUCAUCACUUUUUUUUUCACUCCUGAAAUCCUCCAUGACACCCGCUCAUCAUCAUAUGUGAUCGUCUUUCAUGCAUGGUGGUGUUCACAGUAAAUCAGAUCAGAUAUUUGCACUGAAACCCUCUCCUCUAAAUCCUCUCUCCUCUCCUCUCAAACCCACCUCACAAAGGCGGUUAAAAGCGUGGUGGGAACGGUAAGUCUUUAACCAUCACAACAAUGACUUCUCUUUAAAUAAUGUGAGCGGACGCUCUAAACAGACAUUUAAAGACGAGCUCAGCGAGUUUCUGCACUCGCUGUUUAAUUCUGAAAGGUCUUUGUGAUGUGGGUGAUUCGUCUGUCGGACUCUUAAUGUGAAAAGUUCAAGUUAUUUUGUCUUUUUUGAGUCUUUUUUGUCUCUCCUCCUCAAAGCUUCACCAGGUCCUGGUUCAGCUGCAGUCCGGUGACAAAGAACAGGACUUUUCUCUGGCUCCCAUUCAGGUGUCCAUCAGUGUUCAGCUCUGGAGGCUCCCGGGCUGCCACGAGUUCCUGGCUGCACUCGGUGAGACUCAAACGCACAAAAACAAACAAACAAACAAACAAAUAGUGUGUGACUUUUAUUUAGCUCCAAACAUCCAAAUACUCCGUGGUGCGGUUAAUUAAGUAGGAAAAAAUACACAUUUAAUUAAAGGAGAGGAAAAGUUUGACUUAAGUUUUCACAGAUACAUGAACCAUAUAAGGUAGUCUCGCCUGGAGAUAUUACAGUGGCCUUUAAGGACAAAAAGCCCCUUAAUGCAUGUUCAGUGUAAUCCCGCAUUUGUUAAAUUUUAACCUCUAAAAACUUCUGCCAGUUCAGUUUCUUUGCACAAAAACCUACGAAAGAGGAAUAGGGCCACAUGAAGAGAAAAAGAUAAUAACAGGAAGGAGAUUAAAGUCGAAUUUUGAGAUUAAAAAUCGAAAUUUUAUCAAUAAAGUCAAAAUUUCAAGAUUAAAAAUUGACAUUUCGAGAUUAAAGUAGAAAUUUCUAGAUUACACAAUGUCCAAAUGGCGUGAAUUAUGUCAAAAUUUCAAGAUUAAAAAUUAAAAUUUUUAAAUUAAAUUUGGAAUUUUAAGAUUAAAGUCGACAUGAAUAAAGUCAAAAUUUUGCCUUUUUUAAAUUUCGAAUUUAAUCUCGAAAUUUCAAUUUUAAUCUCGAAAUGAAAAUUUAAAAAAUGUGCCUCCUGUAAUUAUUUUUUCCCUUUUUGUGGCCCUGACUCUCUUUCGUAAAAACCCUCCUCUGUUCUCUUUUUUUGUUUGUUUGUUUGUUUGUUUGUUUUUUUGCACAUCAAGAAGUUGAGAGUCAAGAAAUCGUCUUAUCUCAGAAACUUAAAGAGUCACUUUUUUCUUAUCUCGUUUGUACUUUUGCUCUUUACUGUCCAUCCAGGUCCUGUUUUUUUUUUUUUUUUUUUUUGUAUGUAAUAUCUUGUAAUAAGUCAUUUUUCUAGACUUAAUGAGUUAUUUUUUUUCAGAGGUAAAACAAAAACACCUGCUGAGAUUUGAGUUUUUGUCGCAGCGAGAUUCGAUGCUUUACCUUAAGGUUGUGAUUUUUCAUGCAGUUUUUAAAGUUUGAAAAGGUGUACAUCAUUGAAAAGGUUAUGAUUGUAUUUUUAAAUGAUAAAGUCCUCCUCAGGUGGUUUUAACUUCCUCUCUUACUAGAACAGAGAUGAUCUGUGAGGCUCACUAAGUGGACAGUAAAAAUCGUUUGACUUCAGACUCUCUCCCUUUCUCUCUCUCUCUCUCUCUCUCUCUCUCUCUCUCUCUCUCUCUCUCUCUCUCUCUCUCUCUCUCUCUCUCUCACUCAGGUUUCGAUCUGUGUGAGGUCGGUCAGGAGGAGGUGGUUCUGAAGACUGGAAAGCAGGCCAGCAGACGGACCAUGCACUUCGCCCUCCAGUCUCUCCUGGCUCUCUUUGGUGAGAAUAAUUUGGGAUUUUCAAAAUAAAAUCCUCUUUAAAUCAUUUCUCUGUUUCAUCUUGAUAUUUUUGUUCUUGUCUCUUCAGACUCCACAGAGCUCCCCAAGCGUCUGAGCAUGGACAGCUCCUCCUCCCUGGAGUCUCUGUCCUCCUCUCAGUCCACCUCCCAGCCUCACUCCUUACCCCUUUCCUUCAGCGGUUACCCCCCCCAGCCCUCCUUCUUACCCCCUGUCUGCCCUGACAACCUCUCCUGCGACGCCAUCUCCGUCUACAGCCUCAGCUCCCUUGCCUCCUCCCUCAGCUUCCUGUCGCGACCCGAGCCAGCAGGAAGUGACAUCAUCAGCCAGCGCUCACAUCAGCAGGAUCUGGAGAGACCUGGUGGAGGAGGAGGAGGUCUUUACUCCUCACACCGGCACUCAGGGGGUCUGCAACGAGGUCGGCUGACCAAUCGCGGGGGAGGAGGAGUGGUAGGAGGAGGAGGCGAGGAAGAGGAGUACGAAGGUUACUCCAUCAUCAGCAGUGAGCCGUUAGGGCGAGGGAGGAGGGAGUGUGACACGCUGCCACUGCCUGCAGGACACAGACAGAGCAGAGGGGGUGCUGGGAGAGGGUCUUCGGGGGGUCACGGAUAUCCUCUUACAGUUUCCUCGAAGGGAAGUGUCAGCACGCCGACGUCUCCGAUAAAAGCUCCGCCUCCUCUGCCUCGGAAACCUGCCAGCCCCAAAGAGAAACAGAGCAUGUAAGUCUCAAAUUCAGGAGAAAUUUACAUCUUUAUAAGAUCUCAAAGUGUUAUCAAAAUACGACCAAAGUUUAAAAAAAUACUUAAAAUGAAAUCUUUUUUUUUAAAAUUAAGACGAAUUGUUAAAAGAGCAAACCAGACAGGCUGAAUCUCAUAUAAGUGAAGACAGGAAGAGGUUCACUGCGCUGUGAGAGACCGUGAACAGUUUAACAGUCAUAGGAUAAAAACACAGUUUUAGGAGCAACAUCUGCUGCCAUCCAGACAAUGACUUUUUCAUAUUUCUGCAUAUUUAAUAAUGAAACCUCCUGUACUGGCCUCAAUAAACAAAGUGUGAAGACUGAGUCAGGUUAGAAAUUCAUGUUCGGAAUAAAUGUUUACAUGGACGAGUUUCGGGACAAUGAUGGGCAUAAACAGCCACUCUCAAUUGGAAUACAAUUUCUUUCCGCAUUGGGCCGAAUUGGAUCCGAAUCUUCUGAUUGACAUGUUUACAUGACGCAUUUCUAUUCCUAUCGGGCCUUAAAGGGAUAUUCCUGUGUAUAAUUAAUUUAGGGUCAAACACACCAUAACACCGAGUUAGACACCCCCUCCAGAGAUGAAUGUUGCCGACUGCUUGCUUCUCUAGUUAUACCAACUUUAGUAACGACCGCAGGAUAGCAAUACACAGCGGUCUGAGGAGCCAUAAACAAACCUCAACCAAAACGCGACUCUAUAGCCACAAAUAAUGCUCAGAACAGCACCUAACUUCAUCAACAGUACAUAUAGGGUCCCAGCCAUAGUACUAGACACCAAACAUCUUUUUAACUUUGCCUAAUUUCUUUAGUAAAGAGACUAAACACAACUCACCUACUCAGCGGGGUGACACAGCUCAAGGAACAUUUAUGAUCAUUUCUUUAUCAUUUCCUUGAAGUAAUAAUCACCAUAUUAAUCAUUUUGCACUGCAGACGCAGAAGUUCUUCUGCCUUAGCGUCUCAGUCUGAUUGUAUUUCCAUUAAGAAAUUAUCAUAAAUGCUCUUCCUUGAGCUGCGUAACCCCACUGUAGUCUGUAAUGGACUGGCCUGAGGUCUCACUACAAACAAGCAGCUGUUGGAAGAGAGUAGGUGAGUUGUGUUUAGUCUCUUUGCUAAAGAAAUUAGGCAAAGUUAAAAAGAUGUUUGGUGGCUUGUGCUGUGGCUGGGACCCUACAUGUACUGUUGAUGAAGUUAGGUGCUGUUCUGAGCAUUAUUUGUGGCUAUAGAGUGGCUUUUUAGUUGAGGUUUGUUUAUGGCUCCUCAGACCGCUGUGUUUUGCUAUCCUGCGGUCGUUACUAAAGUUGGUAUAACUAGAGAAGCAAGCGGUUGGCAACAUUCAUCUCUGGAGGGGGUGUCUAACUCGGCAUUUUAAACAAUAUCUCCAGGUUUAGAAGCAACAUCUGCUACCAUCCAGACAAUGACUUUUUUAGGGAAGACCUUCAUAUGAUCCCAAACCACAUUCUGACAACAGGGAUUACAACAGCAUGGCUCUGUAGGAGAGGAGUCCUGCUCAGAAGCUGGUCUCCUGGGUUCUUGGGCAUUGACAGUGUUGUUAAAGGGAGAGAUGAUGCACCUUAGUGGUGAACAAAAACUCAACGGCCUUAUAGAGAAAGUUAGAGAUGUUAUUAAAGCAUGUGGAGACAUAGAUCAUACUUUAAAUCAGGAUGUGCUUACAAUAGAGCCAGAUCCAAUAAUGCUUUAUAUCUGCUCUCCUGUUCGAACUUUGACCUCUUUGUGCACAUUCUGGUUUUUUAGCAGUUCAUCAGGUGGUUUUGUAACAAACACCAAAGCUACACCUGAUCAAGUUUUCAGGGUUGUUAAUUUAAAUCUAUCUCCUAAUCACACUUGUUUCCUCUGGUUUUACUCCAGCUCAUCUCCUCUAAGGACAGGGAAGGGGAAGGUCAGCAGCUCGGAGUCAGACCAGUCCAGCACCGAGACAGACAGCACAGUCAAGUCCCAGGAGGAGAGGACAGUCCCUGCAGGACAGCUGGACCCUCAGGAACUGGCGCAGAAGAUCCUGGAGGAGACGCAGAGUCACAUGCAGGCCGUGGAGAGCCUGCAGAAAGCCAACAUUAGAGGGAAGACGCAGAGGGGAGGGGAGGGGACUUCUCAGUCCACUCCUGCGACUCCAACUCUGUCCCCUACAGGAGGAGCUCGCAGGUUUCAGCCGUCAGAGAGGAGUGCGUUCAGCAGACCUCCCAGCAGAGCCAGUUUAAAGGCCUCCUCUUCUCCUCUCUCCCCCCUCCCCCCUUCUGUUUCAACGCCUCCCCCAACCCGACCCAAACCUCCAUCCCGCUCCUCCUCUCUGCAGAAGAUCAGCUCCGGAUACAGCAGCCCGGCUCAUCCCUCCCCAUCUUUAUCCUUCUCAAUGAAAACCCAGACUUCUCCUUUCUACACAGGUUCUCCAGAGGUGGACCCCCAGGCUCAGCUCAAACUGAAGUACCCGCCCUCACCUUACACCUCCCACAUCUCACCCUCCCACUCACCAGCUCUUUCGUACUCCUCUGCAGGAUCCGUUUCUGCCUCCUCCAGCCCUGCAAACACUCCUGAACUGAAACAGUCCAAACAGGACAGUAAAGUCCAGACAGUCCAUAACUUAAAAACCUUCUGGGCCAACGCAGGGCAGAAACACGAGGAGCCCUGCCCGGCCAGUUUACUCCGAGGCGGGAAUAAGAAAAUGAGCAAAGUCCAGAAAGAUGUUCUGGGUUUGCUGAAUCUCUCUCCUCGACAUGAGUCUGCGAGCAGGAACGUCGAGGAAUCUAAGGAGCACAACACUGGUGAAAGACCAAACGGUCACCACAGUUUGGAGGCAAAAUCUCUGUCUAAUAAUCCGCCCACAAACUCUAAAGGAAGCAUCAAACUCCCCUCUGGGAACGGCUACAAGUUUCACUCUCCGGGUCAUUUUUUUCCUUCUUCUAAAUGCUGA